Molecule: messenger RNA, 1289 nt
Organism: Musa acuminata subsp. malaccensis (wild Malaysian banana)
Lineage: Eukaryota; Viridiplantae; Streptophyta; Magnoliopsida; Zingiberales; Musaceae
Product: gibberellin 3-beta-dioxygenase 1-like
Biological process (GO): gibberellin biosynthetic process; response to light stimulus
Molecular function (GO): gibberellin 3-beta-dioxygenase activity
Source: RefSeq, a predicted model, not a curated record
UCAUGCCGACGGCCUCCGAGCUGAUUCGCCACCACCAUGCGCACCCCCUCGACUUCGAGUCGGUCCGCGAAGUCCCGGACUCGCACGCGUGGCCGGACCUCCACGACCACCCUACCGCCUCCGCGCAGGGGGCGGUCGUCCCCGUCAUCGACCUCUCCGCCACCGCCACCAACGUGCUCGAACAGCUGGCGCGAGCCUGCGAGUCCUGGGGCGCGUUCCAGGUCACCGGCCACGGGGUCCCCCCGGGUCUCCUCCGGCGCGUCGAGGCCGCCGCCCGCGGCGUCUUCGCCCUCCCCACCAACCGGAAGCUCGAGGCGGCGCGCCCCGCCGACGGCGUCUCCGGCUACGGCCGUGCCCGCAUCUCCUGCUUCUUCCCCAAGCUGAUGUGGUCCGAGGGCUUCACCAUCGCCGGCUCCCCGGUCGACCACGCUCGCACGCUCUGGCCCGACGACGACGCCCUCGCCUUCUGUGACGUAAUAGAAGAGUACAAGGAAGAGAUGAAGCAGCUUGCACGGAAAUUGAUGCGGAUGAUGCUCAUGUCAUUGGGCCUGACGGAGGCGGAGGCGGAGGCGGAGACGGAGACGGGCUGGAUCGGGCCGGGCGAUGAGGCCGGCGGCAUGUCGGCCGUGCUACAGUUGAACUCUUACCCGGUGUGCCCCGACCCCGACCGGGCCAUGGGGAUGGCGGCGCACACGGACUCGACCUUACUCACCCUCCUCUUCCAGAGCAACACCAGCGGCCUCCAGGUUUUGCAGGUCGUUGGGGACACUGGUCGGGACCGGGCGGCACGGUGGGUGACGGUGCCGCCGAUGCCCGGCGCGCUCAUCGUGAACGUGGGAGAUUUGUUUCAGAUACUAUCGAACGGACGAUACAGGAGCGUCAUCCACCGGGCCGUCGUCAACCGGACGAGCCACCGUGUGUCGGUGGCGUACAUGUGCGGCCCGCCGGCCGCUUCCAAGGUGGAGCCCAUCGUAAAGCUAGUGGGACCAGGAAGUGGUCCGGUCUACCGGCCCGUGACGUGGCCCGAGUACUUGAGCGUGAAGGGAAAGCUCUUUGACAAGGCGCUCGCGUCGGUAAUGCGUACAGAAGUGUCUUUGGAACACACAUGAUGGGUACACAUGCUUGUUCCUAUGCUAUACCGUAUCUUACCAACCCCAAAGGAGUCGUCCAUCACAGGGUGAGGAAAUAUAUGGUGUGACAACGAAUAUGAUGUAUAAUAUUAUCUUCAACUUUGAUAAUAGUUAUUAUAACAGUUGUAUAUGCUCUUUUGUUGCGUAAAAUAUGGGGCA